Messenger RNA from Exophiala viscosa, 1083 nucleotides. RefSeq names its product homoserine dehydrogenase. The coding region runs from base 1 to 1083 and encodes 360 amino acids. The transcript has a single exon. The record is from RefSeq and is a predicted model, not a curated record. Lineage: Eukaryota; Fungi; Ascomycota; Eurotiomycetes; Chaetothyriales; Herpotrichiellaceae. Gene Ontology annotation, biological process: aspartate family amino acid biosynthetic process; L-homoserine biosynthetic process. Gene Ontology annotation, molecular function: aspartate kinase activity; homoserine dehydrogenase activity; NADP binding.
AUGUCGUCUUCGAAAAUCUACCUCGCCGUCAUCGGUGUUGGCGGCGUCGGCACUGCAUUUCUCUCACAAGUCGCUGGCCUUCCCUCUGCUCUGCGCCCAACCCUGAUCUUCCUGUCCCGGUCAUCCAAACAACUGUACACACCCAACUACGAUGCCGUCUCCGCGUCCAGUCUACCGUCCUCGUCCUCGAAGCUGCUAUCACUCUCCGAGCUGACCUCCUACCUGUCCUCCGCUCCCGGAAAGACAAUCCUCGUCGACAACACCUCGAACCAGGACGUCGCCAAUGCCUACCCUUCAUUCCUGCGCAAGGGGAUCAGCGUGGUGACACCCAACAAGAAAGCCUUCUCCAGCAAUCUACAAUUAUGGACAGAUAUAUUCGACGCGGUCGAGUCCUCGGACGGCCAGGCAAUGGUUUACCACGAGUCCAGCGUUGGCGCCGGAUUGCCUGUCAUCUCCUCACUGAAAGACCUCGUCGCGACUGGCGACCAAGUGACACGCAUCGAGGGCGUCUUCUCAGGCACGAUGUCAUUCCUGUUCAAUUCUUUUGCCCCGGCCAACGAAAGUGGGAAGGGCAAGUGGUCGGAAAUUGUAUCCCAGGCAAAAGACGCAGGGUACACCGAGCCUGAUCCCCGGGACGAUCUGAAUGGAAUGGAUGUCGCCAGGAAACUGACAAUUCUGGCGAGGCUGGCUGGAUUGAAGGUCGAAGGACCAGAGAGCUUCCCUGUCCAGAGUCUGAUCCCCGAAGAGCUCGAGAGCGCGAAGUCCAGCGACGAAUUCAUGCAGAAAUUGCCUGAGUUCGACGGUGAGAUGGAAGGAUACAAGGACAAGGCGGCGAAGGAGGGCAAAGUAGUUCGCUACGUAGGAUCCGUGGACGUCGAAGCUGGAAAAGUUAAGGUUGGUCUGGAAAUGGUGGAGAAAGGGACGCCAAUUGCCAGUCUGAGAGGAAGCGACAAUCUGAUUUGCUUUUACACUAAACGAUACGGCGCCAACCCACUGGUGAUACAAGGAGCUGGUGCUGGCGGCGAGGUCACUGCCAUGGGCGUCACGGCAGAUCUGAUCAAGGUCGUUGAGCGGUUGAGAUAG